AGGGAAAAUGAAAGCUAUUUUCUGUGGAAAUUUUGAAUAUGAUUGCCGGGAAUCUGAGCUGGAGCGGCUUUUUAGACGAUAUGGCAAGGUCGAUAGGGUGGAUAUGAAAGCUGGAUUAUCUUUGCAUAUCCAUUUACUCCCAAGCUAAUGGGUGGGCUUUUCAGAAAUCCGUUUCCUGUCCGUGAUGCACAUCUCCGAUUCAUUCAAUUUGAUCCACAACAGAACAACUCUAUGCAUUCCUCAGUCACAUCUGCCUUUCAAUUUUCGUGCCUUUUGCCAGUCUUCACUUCUGGACAUGUUUUGAGGUUGAAAUAUUGCCAACCUCAUAGAAGAGGCAGCUGAAUGAAUGGAGAAGGCACUCACUUUCCACUGACCCACCAUGACACCUACACUUUUGGAUUCUUGUUCUUGACACCAAUUUGUUUAUUACACAAGGAUUUGCUUUUAUUUAUAUGGAAGAUGAGAGAGAUGCUGAUGCUGCAAUUCGUGCUCUCGAUCGGAUAGAAUUUGGUCGGAAGGGGCGUAGACUCCGUGUAGAAUGGACAAAGCAAGAACGUGGCAUUCGAAGGCCUGCUGAGCGCCCAAAAAGAUCUUCAGCUAAUGCGAGACCAUCAAAGACCCUAUUUGUAAUUAAUUUUGAUACAAACCAUACCAGAACAAGGGACUUGGAGAGGCACUUUGAGCCAUAUGGUAAGAUAGUCAGUGUGAGGAUCAGGAGGAAUUUUGCAUUUGUUCAGUAUGAAUCAGAAGAUGAUGCUUCCAAAGCCCUGGAAGCUACAAAUAUGAGCAAGUUGUUGGAUCGGGUUAUUUCAGUUGAAUUUGCUGCCAAAGACGACGAUGUCAGGCGAAAUGGACAUAGCCCGGAGAGAGGCCGUGAUCGUCAGCGUGACAGAAGCCUUGAUGGAAGGCGAUCGCCCAGUCCUUAUCGUAGAGAAAGGGGUAGUCCUGAUUACGGCCAUGGGUCUAGUCCAUAUAAGAGGCAGAGGAGCAGCCCUGAUUAUGGGCAUGGCAACAGCCGUAGUAGAAGCCCCUAUCGAAGAGAGCGAGGUAGCCCUGUUUACGGGCGUCGAAGCAUUAGUCCCUACAGAAGAGAGAGGGAUGAUUCUGUGCCUGUUCAUGUCAACAGCCGCAGUCCUAAUCACAAAGAGCGGGGGAGAACCAACCGGUCUCCCUCCCAUAGUCUCGAAGAAGGAGAGACUCAAAAAGGUCAUGGAUCUGACCUUAGUCCAGAAGAAGGGGAGAGGAUAGACCCUAAAAAAGGUCCUAGGUUUGGCCAUAGUCCCGAAGAGGGAGAGAGGAUAGAUCCUAGAAAAGGUCAUGAAUCUGACCAUAGUCCUUAUGUUGCUGUGAAGGGUAGCCCUGAAAAUGGCCAUUACCAGAGGCACAGUCCUGACACAAUACGGAACCCCAGCCCUUACAAGGAUUCUAGAGGGAGUCCUAGGCCUGAUGCAAAAGGGAACCCCGGCCCAUGCAAUGAUUAUGGAGGGAGCCCAAAUACUAUGCCUGAACCCAGAGACAGUCCCAACUAUGGUGGUCCUGAAAGUCCCAUGCAUGAACAAAGCCAGAGCCAGUCACCCCCUGCAGAAGAAUGAUUUCAGUUGCAAUGAAAAAAGCCUGAAGGGCCAACAAAUUGAAUAACGUGGUCGUUACAGGACUAAAUUUAGUUUUCAGCAAAUGGCUUUAGUGUAGUGUAGUGUUGAUAAAGCUUUGAAACUUUGGUGGUUUGACACUUUUCCUGUCAUUUAUUCAUUUAGAUAGUUUCAUACUUCAAUCUCAGUACAAUGUUGUAGAAUUUUUGUUUAAAGUCAAAUAGUGGUGGCACCUAUAUUUUUGAUGAA
Lathyrus oleraceus (garden pea) is the source of this 1838-nucleotide messenger RNA. RefSeq names its product serine/arginine-rich splicing factor RS40. Gene Ontology annotation, molecular function: RNA binding. The transcript has 6 exons. The record is from RefSeq and is a predicted model, not a curated record. Lineage: Eukaryota; Viridiplantae; Streptophyta; Magnoliopsida; Fabales; Fabaceae. Bases 453 to 1592 code for a protein of 379 amino acids.